Molecule: messenger RNA, 754 nt
Organism: Drosophila subpulchrella
Lineage: Eukaryota; Metazoa; Arthropoda; Insecta; Diptera; Drosophilidae
Product: stress-associated endoplasmic reticulum protein 2
Exons: 3
Coding region: 179-373 (64 amino acids)
Biological process (GO): endoplasmic reticulum unfolded protein response
Cellular component (GO): endoplasmic reticulum
Source: RefSeq, a predicted model, not a curated record
GAGAUAGCCUCAGCGUAAGUGUCAGUAAAAAAGGGAGAUGCAAGAUGGGCUCCCACACAAAGGCAAGUUGAACAACAGAGGCUGAAACGUAUACGUGUCGUGGUCGUCGCUUUCUCAUUCGUUUUUUUAAUUUUUGGGCUGAAAGUGCGACGUGUGCUUCACAACAACAACACUGAAAAUGGCUCCUCCACAGAGAAUGCGCGUCGCCAACGAGAAGGCCAGCAAAUAUGUGACAAUGCGUGGCAAUGUACCCAAAUCCUCGAAAACGAAAGAGGGCCAAUAUCCCGUGGGACCCUGGCUCCUGGCGCUCUUCAUCUUCGUGGUCUGCGGCUCGGCCAUUUUCCAGAUCAUUCAGUCGAUUCGCGCCGCGUAAGGAAGGAAUCGAAAUCAUAAUAACACACAUAAAGCAGCCGCAUCUGGAGGAAGAUAAUAGACCCUUCCGGAACCUCCACUUGCUACUCCCAAAGCCUUUCCAGAACACCCUUCCUAGCUCUAGCUGAAUAGUCACCGCCCGGAAACAUGUGCAACCAGAGGAUGACCCGAAAUAACUUGGCUUUACACAGUUCAUUUUCGUGUCUGCAAUAUCUACUCUUAUAAAACACAUACAAAAUUUAAGUCCACUUAACGCCUCUUGCAUUAAUUAAUUUAACUGUAAGCUCUGCAAUGUGCAUUCCUGCAAUUCUCUCCUAAGCACUCACAACAACACUCAACUGAAUAUGAUCCUGAUCAUUUUAUAGGCGGUUAAUGCAUUUUU